Actinia tenebrosa (Australian red waratah sea anemone) is the source of this 3925-nucleotide messenger RNA. RefSeq names its product voltage-gated inwardly rectifying potassium channel KCNH6. The record is from RefSeq and is a predicted model, not a curated record. Gene Ontology annotation, molecular function: inward rectifier potassium channel activity. Gene Ontology annotation, biological process: regulation of membrane potential; potassium ion transmembrane transport. NCBI's taxonomy places the organism in Eukaryota, Metazoa, Cnidaria, Anthozoa, Actiniaria, Actiniidae. Gene Ontology annotation, cellular component: plasma membrane.
CUUUUUUGCACGCAGCAAUGUUUCGCGUGUGGCUAAACUGGGAAACAUCGAGGAAACAUGCGCGCGGUAAACAUGUUUCUGGAAACAUGUUUCCUCGUUUAGCCAGGGCCUAAGAGCAAUAAUAACCGUUAAAUGCAUUCAUAUAUUAAAUGCAAGGGGGAAAGAAGGUUAUAUAUAAGAUUUAAAAAGAGCUAGGCAAUGAAAGGAUGAAAGAUUGAAAGACAGAAAAAGAUAUAAAGGGAAAUAGGAGCGAGAAAAAAGACACACAAAUUAAAAGAAAAAAAGCACGAAUACUGAAGAAGAAAAGUUAUCCAUGAAAAGAAAAUAGACACCAUGAAACUAAAAAAAUCCAGAGAGACUUGCAAAAGGGAACUCAAAAGAAAGAAGCAUGGAAGCAUCAAAGAAUACUCGGAUGUUACGGUGACAAUACUUCCAGUAUUCAUGAUUAAUCAGCAAAAUAACCGUACUAUACGUUCUGAUCUCCUUACCUACUGCAAUGUUUAUAAGCGUUAUUUAUAAGAGCUCCAGGCUUAUCAAGAUAAUCUACUCCCGUGAUGACAAAAAGACAGCACUGUCCAUUAAGUGCAUUCAGCUGAAAGCAAGAGUGAGAUUGACUGUGAUUCACGGAUAAAUACUUUGGAAAACACACAUACAUCAUUAAGGCAAGGAGAAAAAAAAAUUAAUAGGUGACGGGGGAGGCGUUUGUUUGUUUGUUAUAGUUAAUAAUAUUAAAUAUUUUGUCUGGCGAGGAUUGGGAAAAACAGGGGUAGUAUUUAACGUCCCCCCGCCCCCCCUCCUCCUCUGCUUCUGUCGUAUUUGAGAUUUUAAACAUUAACAAGUUUUACAGAGACGGAGAGGCUGAUACUUUCAUACUUUUUAUUUGGGGGAUAAAAUGAGAAUUAGGUUGUAUUGAAAAAUUAGAAAGCACGCGCCUGCUGGUUCGUGCUUCUCWUAUUUUUGAUUAUAAGAACUUAGUUUUAUAAUUGUGAGUAUUUUAGCAUUAUUACAAACGGUAAACUUGAAAAGUCAUAUAUAUAGCCCACUGRCUCCAAAGUCUCUGUCUUAUUCGUCGUGGAAUGUUUUUCCAUCUCAGACGCGAUUUGCCAUUCUUUUGAAAWUAUGAUUCUUUGUUUGAAUUGUAUCCAUAUUCAUGUAACUUCCCAUGCAAAAACGUUAAACAAAGAAAUGAUACUCUUGGGAACAGAAAUGUCAACUGUAAUGGGAAAACAUUGCUUCACGCACGCGAUGAACAAGGUCAAUUCAUUCAUUUUUCCAUACGCAGAACAUGCUUAGAAUUGAAGAUACAACGGUAUCCUGCUAUUUAAGCAUCACUAGUCAUAUCCUCUUUCAUAGCUUGACUUCCAUCUUUUCAUGGUAACCCCAUAUUUAGUUAGAAUAUUCAAUCGAUUAGRUGACGGAUUAUUAAAACAGAUUCACCGGGCUACACGACCAUUAGUCUAAUAUCCUUCAAGCUAACGUUGGGUGACUCGUUUUCARCUGCUCUGUUUUGGGCGCCAUGUAUCUGUAAGAUAAUUAUACAUAGCGCUUUGUUCAAAAGUAUGGAAAUCAGGUAUAUAAAACACGAUCCAGAUGGAAAUAUUUACGUCUUUUUUUUAAAAGAUUCAAUGCAAAGAUGACAGUGUAUUUUAACGAUCAGCCAGGUACAUCAACUAAGUCCAGGCCUGAUAAAAACAUUACAGACUAGGUCACUACUAUCAUUCUCAUGACGUCAAGAUUUUCUUCGAUAUUCCUUAUUAACAUUAAUUCAUAUUACAAUCGAAUGAAUCGGGAGUCAACUUGGUAUUCCUUCAUACCGGCAACAACGAUCCAAACGCUAUGGGCAGAUUCAUUUUUGACAUAGAAACAUGAUUAUUUGAGGAACACUUCCCGCGGACAUCUUUUCACRAAAUAUGACAGCAAAACUCCCCACUCGAGUGAGCAUUUCAGCUCCAGAAGUCGGAAUUCGUGGACUUGUCAUGUCGCUAAACCCCUCGACAUCUCAACGAGGAGGACAGAGUAAAAUCCAUCCUUGGACAUUACGACAUGACUCGCUCUUCAAAGCCAUCUGGGAUUGGCUGAUCCUCCUUCUGGUCUUUUACACGGCCAUCGAGAUUCCAUACACGGUAGCUUUUACACUCGUUCAGCAAAUCAAAAAGAGAAAACCUUCGUCUUGGUUUAUGACUGAAGCAACUCCUCUACACAUCUGCAAUCUUUGGGUAGAUAUGAUGUUCAUCGUGGAUAUUUUGAUCAAUUUUCGAACGACUUUCAUAGCUCCUAAUGGUGACGAGAUUAUCAGUCAACCUAAGAGAAUUGCGCUUCAUUACUUGAAGACGUGGUUUAUCGUAGAUUUCUUUGCAGCCAUUCCAUUCGACAUCAUGGUAAAUCCCUCUGCUGAAGGGGUGAGUGACAAUGCAGCAACUUUAAUCGGUCUGUUUAAAACAGCACGUCUUCUACGACUCGUUCGUGUGGCUCGUAAACUCGACCGCUAUUCUGAGUACGGCCUUGCGGUGGUCAUACUCCUCACCUGUUUAUUCACUCUCUGUGCUCAUUGGUUAGCUUGUAUAUGGCACGCGAUAGGAGACGUUGAAUUCAACCAGCAGAAAGGAUGGAUUUGGUCGCUGACAAAUGAUCUUGGAAUGAAAUAUAAUGCUUCAGAUCCGAGCAAUGAUGGACCUGCGUUGGAUGAUCGGUACAUCACGGCAUUGUAUUUCACGUUAACAAGUCUGACGACUGUCGGUUUUGGUAACAUUUCACCCGACACCAAUGCAGAGAAGGCUUUUUCUAUAUGUGUUAUGAUUGUUGGCGCACUAAUGUACGCAUCUAUUUUUGGAAACCUGACCGCUAUCAUCCAGAGACUCUACUCCAGAACAUCGCGGUUUCAUAAAGAUUUAAGAGUCAUCGAGGAGUUUGCUAAAUUCCAUAAAAUUCCGAAUAGUUUACGAGAGGACCUCGAAGAGUACUUCCGACACGAAUGGAAUUACACUAAAGGGGUCGACAUCGAAAAUGUUCUCAAACGAUUUCCYGAGUGUCUACGAGCCGAUGUCUGCCAUUAUCUUCAUAAAAAAUUGUUCAACGAGUGYUCAGCAUUCGAGAACGCAGAAGAGGGCUGCUUGCGUGCUUUGUCCAUUAGGUUCUUUAUACGUCACUUCCUGCCAGGACAUUAUUUAAUCAAGCAAGGAGACGAAGUGACCAAUUUGUAUUUCAUUGUAAAAGGCAGCAUGGAAGUGGUCAAAGAUGGCAUGACAGUUUUAACGUUAGGUAAAGGUGACACAAUAAGCUGUGAUUAUGGGUCUCUGCACAGUACAUACCUACCCAAAGCAAACGCWAGUCUCCUGAUACAAUCGCACACCGAGAUCCACUACAUCCCUUGGAACGAUCUUCUUGUGGUCCUCAAGGCUUAUCCCAAAUUUAGAGAGGAAUUUUUAAACGAACUGGAGCUGGCCUACAACCUAGGAGAAACAGAAGAGGAGGAGGAAUUCUUUCUGACCGAGAAUCCAACAAAGCCCAGAGCACGUCGAUUAUCGAACGCACGAUUAACCUUACAAACGAAUAGUCGGAAGGAGUCAAUGGAKGAAAACGCGGUUUAUAAUCUUAACGGUAAAAUCCCAGGUUUUGAUUAUCAAGCGGACGGCACAAGUAGUAACAUUGAACUAAAUGAGGAUAUGAUUCCUAUUCUCGAAAAUAAAUCUAUAAAGGAAGAAAAGAAAGACAAAGUGGCACAGAUAAAACGCCUSGAGAAAAAGCUGGACAAUAUCGAUGAAAGAUUACUAUGUAUGGAAAAUAAAUUCAAUGAAACAUUUGAACAAUUGUUAGAACUGCUAAAGACRGAUGAAGAAAGCUCAAAGGAGAAUAUUAUUAAAUCCGUAGGAAAGAUACGUACGACAAGUGUAUGAUAAAUACGAUAUUGCGAUAUAAUAUCACCUUA